Messenger RNA from Parnassius mnemosyne (clouded apollo), 222 nucleotides. Lineage: Eukaryota; Metazoa; Arthropoda; Insecta; Lepidoptera; Papilionidae. The record is from the annotation of a GenBank genome assembly.
AUGCCUAAAGUGGUAAAAAGUGCUAAAAGGGAAACUAUUCUUCAAGUUUACGCAUUUUGUGAAAAAGAAAAGGCUGAAAACAAGUUGAUUGUUCCUUUGCAACAAGUUCGUGCAAGACUUGCCGCCAUGACCGAUGUAUCCGAAUCUACUUUUACCCAAUUUUUAAGGCAAGAAAGAGAGACCGGUUCAGUUUCAAGGGUGUGCCUGGUCCGUCAAAAGUAA